CUUCAGGGAGCGGAUUUCAAGUUGCCCCAUUAGGGGGCAACCUCCAACCUGGGCCAGCCCGCCCCCCCCCCCCGCCCCCCAGGCCACUGAGCGGUGAGCAAACAAGUCUCCAAAUUUUCCUUCGGGACUGAAGUUUACCCACCGCGAAUUCUCUUUCUCUUUCCUUUCUCUGGUCCAAACCAACAGCGCAGUCGGUGGCGAAGCAAAAAGCCACGUUCACGUUCCUGCACCGUAAUGACGGGCGAAUUGAAGGAGUAGCAUUUCCAAGCCCAGGGAGCCCUGGCUGCCCCGCACCCCCGGCGUCCCCUCCCCCUCCCCCAGCUGCCUGCAACGCCUUUGGGAAGAUGAAUAGCUUGGCUGAAGUUGUUUUUCCUUUCCGGUGGCCCUGAUCAGGUGUCCCCGCCCCCUCCUGCCGUUCGCCCUCCCUCGCAGCCUGCUCCCGACACCCCCCCGUCCCGGCCCGGCCCCUCCUCCCCCGCCCCCCUCCGGGCUGGACCGCGGAUGGUACGUUCCGCACGUGAGCUGGGUGCUGGUCUGGCCGGCGACGCGCGUGCCCUGUGGCCAAACACUGCCCGGAGUGAGAGCAAACUACCAGCGCAGUGGGGCCGGCGCGAGUGUGCGUGCGUGUGUGUGCGUGUGUGCGAGAGAGCGAGCGCGGUGGGAGGGGGGGGGGGAACCAACUGCUUCACACUUUCAACACUGCACUGAAGAAGGGAGAGAGAGAGAGACUGGAGACGCACAGAUCCCCCCAAGAUCUCCCAAAGCUAUCGUCCCACAGAUUAUAAAACAGAACCCCAAAAAUCGAAACAGAGGAAACGGACAGCGGUUGAACAUGGACGAAGGAAUUCCUCAUUUGCAAGAGAGACAGUUACUGGAACAUAGAGAUUUUAUAGGACUGGACUAUUCCUCUUUGUAUAUGUGUAAGCCCAAAAGGAGCAUGAAGCGAGACGAUAGCAAGGAUACCUACAAAUUACCGCACAGAUUAAUAGAAAAGAAAAGAAGAGAUCGAAUUAAUGAAUGCAUUGCUCAGCUGAAAGAUUUACUGCCUGAACAUCUGAAGUUGACAACUCUGGGGCAUCUGGAGAAAGCGGUAGUAUUGGAAUUAACUUUGAAACACUUAAAAGCUUUAACAGCCUUAACCGAGCAGCAGCAUCAGAAGAUAAUUGCUUUACAGAAUGGGGAGCGAUCUCUGAAAUCGCCCAUUCAGUCCGACUUGGAUGCGUUCCACUCCGGAUUUCAAACAUGCGCCAAAGAAGUCUUGCAAUACCUCUCCCGGUUUGAGAGCUGGACGCCCAGGGAGCAGCGGUGUGUCCAGCUGAUCAACCACUUGCACGCCGUGGCCACCCAGUUCUUGCCCACCCCUCAGCUGUUGACUCAACAGGUUCCUCUGAGCAAAGGCACUGGCGCGCCCUCGGCCGCCGCCCCCGCAGGGUCUGCGGCCGCCCCCUGCCUGGAGCGCGCCGGGCAGAAGCUUGAGCCCCUCGCCCACUGCGUCCCGGUCAUCCAGCGGACUCAGCCCAGCGCCGAGCUCGCCGCCGAGAACGACACGGACACCGACAGCGGCUACGGCGGCGAGGCCGAGGCUCGGCCGGACCGCGAGAAGGGCAAAGGCGCCGGGGCGAGCCGCGUCACUAUCAAGCAGGAGCCCCCCGGGGAGGACUCGCCGGCGCCCAAGAGGAUGAAGCUGGAUUCCCGCGGCGGCGGCGGCCUGGGGGGCGGCGCGGCGGCGGCGGCGGCCGCGCUCCUGGGGCCCGACCCGGCCGCCGCGGCAGCGCUGCUGAGACCCGACGCCGCCCUGCUCAGCUCGCUGGUGGCUUUCGGCGGAGGCGGGGGCGCGCCCUUCGCGCAGCCCGCGGCCGCCGCGGCCGCCGCGGCCCCCUUCUGCCUGCCCUUCUACUUCCUCUCGCCUUCGGCGGCCGCCGCCUACGUGCAGCCCUUCCUGGACAAGAGCGGCCUGGAGAAGUACCUGUAUCCGGCGGCGGCCGCCGCCCCGUUCCCACUACUGUACCCCGGCAUCCCCGCGCCGGCAGCCGCCGCCGCCGCCGCCGCUGCGGCCGCCGCCGCCGCCGCCUUCCCCUGCCUGUCCUCGGUGUUGUCGCCCCCUCCCGAGAAGGCCGGCGCCGCCGCCGCGACCCUCCUGCCGCACGAGGUGGCGCCCCCUGGGGCGCUGCACCCCCCGCACCCGCACGGCCGCACCCACCUGUCCUUCGCUGGCGCCCGUGAGCCCGGGAACCCGGAGAGCUCUGCUCAGGAAGAUCCCUCGCAGCCAGGAAAGGAGACCCCCUGAAUCCUCGCCCUCUUUCUUAGACAGGACGAGGGUUCACGCGGAAUAAUAAUAUUAAUAAGUUAAAACACCCUUAACGUUUUUAAGGGAGGAAGUGUAAUAGAUGCACGACAGGCUUUUAAAACAACAACAACAACACAGGUGUUUUGUGUACAUUUGGAGUUCCUGUUUUGCUCAUCCCUCACCACCCCACCCUCCGCACACUAACAUCCUUUUCUUCCCCCACCGGCUCUAAAAGAUCCUCUGCGGUAUUGAUACUUUAUUCUUUAAAGAAUUUCCCCCCAAAUAAGUUUUGCCUUCCUUUAGGCCAUGUUCCAUUGUUUUUUUAAAUACAGAACCUAAUUCUGGAGGAAGUGAGAAGGGUCUGCUGUGUGGGUGAGCUAAUUGAACCAGGGGAGGAGCAAGGUGGCCCAGGAGUUGACCUGAAAGGCAGGUAGGCAGUUGUUACCUGCCUGCCUCAUUUGUGUCCUGCCUGCUUCAGGAGGCUUUCCACAAACAGUGAGGACCUUUUAGAACUGAAUUGACUCUUCAGUAUUUUAUAAUGUUCAGCUUUUUAAAAGGUAUAUAUUUUUCAAAGAGGAAGAAGUGAGGAUGCAGUCACUUGCGUUGCAGCCUAUUCUGAAGUGGUUUGAAUGGUAUCCCUUAGUAACUUGCUCUUGUUUAAAGAGACACGGAGUUGGGCCAUUGUCAGAACUAAGUCAGGGAAGGAGAUGGAUGAGGAAGGCCGGAAUCAUUCUUGGUACAUUUACUAGCACUUUAUUGAGAAAUUGACCGUGAAUCAAUUGACUUGUCUUAAUUUCAUAUAUAUAUAUAUAUAUAUAUAUAUAUAUAUAUAUAUAUAUAUCUGUAUCUAUCUAUCUAUAGAUAUAUACAAACACAUAUGUGUAUAUAUAUAGAUAUAUAUAGAUAUAUAUAUUGCAUCUAUUCCCACCUUGUCAUUAUUUAAUCCACCAGGUUCCUAAGUUUUUAUAAUAUUGCUGUAAAAAAACAAAAAGGAAUGUGCACUGAACUUAAAAACAAAAAAGAAAACAAGUCCAAGAUGAUUUAUCCUAUAUUCUUUCUGUUAAAUAACAAAAGUGGAGAAAAGCAUUAAACUGGUCAGUUUUGAGUGGAAAUGCUGUAAAGAUGUGGAAUGAAGCCCUGUGUGGCCUUCCUAUCUCCAAGUCUAUGUAUUUUCUGGAGACCAAACCAGAUACCAGAUAAUCACAAAGAAAAGCUUUUUUUAAUAAGGCUUAAACCAAGACCUUGUCUAGAUAUUUUUAGUUUGUUGCCAAGGUAGCACUGUGAGAAAUCUCACUUGAAUGUUAUGUAAGGGGUGAGACACAACAGUCUGACUAUAAGUGAAGAAAAUAUCUGGGUCUUUUAGUCAGUUUGGUGCAUUUGCUGCUGCUGUUGCUACUGUUUGCCUCAAACGCUGUGUUUAAACAACGUUAAACUCUUAGCCUACAAGGUGGCUCUUAUGUACAUAGUUGUUAAUACAUCCAAUUAAUGAUGUCUGACAUGCUAUUUUUGUAGGGAGAAACUAUGUGCUAAUGAUAUUUUGAGUUAAAUAUCUUUUGGGGAGGAUUUGCUGAAAAGUUGCACUUUUGUUACAAUGCUUAUGCUUGGUACAAGCUUAUGCUGUCUUAAAUUAUUAAAAAAAAUAAAUACUGUCUGCAAGAAA
Molecule: messenger RNA, 3947 nt
Organism: Prionailurus viverrinus (fishing cat)
Lineage: Eukaryota; Metazoa; Chordata; Mammalia; Carnivora; Felidae
Gene: BHLHE41
Product: basic helix-loop-helix family member e41
Exons: 5
Coding region: 833-2287 (484 amino acids)
Biological process (GO): anterior/posterior pattern specification; regulation of neurogenesis; circadian regulation of gene expression
Cellular component (GO): nucleus
Molecular function (GO): protein dimerization activity; DNA-binding transcription factor activity, RNA polymerase II-specific; RNA polymerase II cis-regulatory region sequence-specific DNA binding
Source: RefSeq, a predicted model, not a curated record